AGCACACAUAAGUAGAAUACACACACAGGUACACACACACACACACACACACACACAUACACACAGGUGGACUACACUCAGCUCUGAUUGUAGAUCUGCAGUGACAGGAACCCUCCCUGCUCCAGCCCUCCACACCUGCAGGGGGAGCUAGAACAUAAGGGUGAGUACACCUCUGGUUCCUCAUAGUGACUUCUGGGUCCUCAUACUAGCUCCUGGGUUCCCUAAUGAAUCCUGGGUUCUCAUUCUGCUCCUCGCUUGAAACCAUGUGUGAUGUAGCCUACUAUCUGACUAACACUCAUUUAGUCGAUACUUUCAUCCAAAGCAAUGAAUAGGAAAGGGAUCUGAACCUGCAACCUAUGAUUUGGAGUCAAAAGCUCUAGCUAUCCACUAUCCCCAAAACGCUAUAUGGAUGUUUUUAUUGAAUGCACUUUGCAGACCUAUGUGCUGUAUAGAACCUUUUGUACCAACAGAAGAAGCUUCUGAAGAAUAGGUUCCAUUCAGAACCCUUUCAGCUCAGAAAGAAUCAUUUAGGGGUCUGGACUGCACUCUCCAUGUCAUGAGAAGGGUUCUGUUUGGAACCUUGAGGUUGGAGUUGUGGAACACAGGUCAGUGUGUGGUCUCCUGACAGGAGAUCCUUGGCUGGAGUGAAGUGAUUCCUCUGUUGUGUAACCUGAGAGUGGCGUGUCCAGAGGUCAGCCUAGGCCUUGGCAUGUUAGGGGGGGUAGAUAAGGGAGGGGGUUUCUUUAAGUAUCUGUUCAGAGUCUGUCCAUAAAUCGACAUUUAUGACUGUGGAACUCAGGCUUACCCUGCUGGUGGAGCCGUGGAGGACACUUCACACAGUCUCCUUCCAAAAGAUAGAUUUGUCAUUCGUUGCAUUUUUUCCUGACGCUUAUCUAAUGUCGCCUUGGUCAAAACGCUGUUCACCCAACCCUAAACCCAACCCAACUCUGACCCUUACCUUAACCAACUCCAAACCCUACCUCCAAGUUAGGUUUGAUGUCAAUCCUAGAACCCCAAUGCUACCAACCCUAACUUCAGUGUUAACCCUGCCAACCCAACCCCAGGUGGACCAGAUGUUCGUCCCCCAGAAGGCAGCAGGCGUGUGGGUGUGUGUUCUACUCCAGCUCCUGGCUUCAGCUCGGGCCUACUCCUCUGGCCAGGUGACUGAGGUCUGUGGCAGCAUGGUGCCCCAACAUGGUGGCUCUGCCAACACCACCCACAGCCCAUACAGCCUGGCGCUCAACAGCACCAUCUUCAGGCCUGGAGGACACAUCGCUGUCACCCUCUCAGGGACAUCAGACUUUGAGGGUUUCCUGCUCCAGGCUCGGGAUGCAGCCAAUCAGAACGCAGGUGCUGUGGGCUCGUUCACACUGACCAAUCCCAAGCUCUCCCAGCUGCUGACCUGUGACCACAUCCAGGGAUCUGCGGUCAGCCACACCAGUGAUGCCCUGAAGAGGGAGGUCCGGGUGGUGUGGAACGCCCCCAUGGAUGCCCCGGACAUCAUCCAGUUCCUAGUGACGGUGGUAGCUAAGUACAGGGUCUACUGGGUGAAGCUCCCUGGUCCAAUCAUCUCCCAGAGUGGUGUGACGCCCCUCCCCCCUCGCCCCACCCCCACCCCCAGCAGUCCACCCCCCACCACCCCCUCAGUUCUGCCCGGCCCGUUCAGCUCAGAGGGGUGUGGCCAGUCUAAGUCCUGUCUGCAGGACCCUGCUGGCUGCGACCCGGAAGUGGAUCCUCUGUGCUACUUCCUGUCCUGGAGCCCGCGGGGUCAGGGGGUGGAGUUUGAGCUUAGCGGCCCGACGGAGGGAUACGUGACCUUUGCCCUCUCGCGGGACACCUGGAUGGGAGAUGACGACGUGUACCUGUGUGUGAGGGACAGGGGCGUGGUCUACGUCAAUGCUGCAUACGUCACAGGAAGGACCUCGCCUGUCGAUUCCUCAGAGAACGUUCUGACUGGCGUGUCGUGGCGGGCGGCGGAUGGGGUUCUCCAGUGUGGGUUCCGCCGGCCCGUGCAGGUUCCCCAGGACCCAGAGCGCUUCAGCCUGGACCUGCAGCACUACGUGUUCCUGGCCAACGGAGAGGCAGAGGAUGGGCAAAGUCUUCAUUCACACCAAUGUCUUAUCUCUCAAGCCAACGACUUCACUUCCUGUGAUGUCUCACAGGAACCGUGCCGGGUGCGUAGACACACUCGCCAGCCUCUCAUCUCCUCCCAGAAGGUAUCCAUGACUGGUCUCCCUCAGGUCCUCUCUGGCUCCCGCUCUCCAACCAUCAUGAAGUUCCACGGAGUGUUGAUGCUGCUGGCCUGGAUGCUGGCUGGCAGCACAGGCACCUUCCUGGCCAGCUACUACCGAGAGGCCUGGCCUGGCCACACCCUGCUGGGCCAGCGGCCCUGGUUCCAGUUUCAUCGAGGGUUGAUGGUGUUGACUGUGCUGUUGACGUCCGUGGCCUUCACUCUCCCCUUCAUAUACAGAGGAGGGUGGAGCAAGAGAGCCGGGGUCCACCCCUACUUAGGCUGCUGUGUCAUGGCCCUGACGAUCCUCCAGCCAAUCAUGGCUGGUCUCAGACCAUCACCUGACUCCCCCAGGCGGUGGGCAUUCAACUGGCUGCACUGGGGGGCGGGCUCUGUGGCUGAGAUCAUGGCUGUGGCGACCAUGUUUUUGGGGGUGGGUCAGCAGUCUUUGCUCCUCCCCCUGCCUUGGGCUACGGGCGUGCUGAUUGGCUAUCUGAUGUGGGUGUUCAUCCUUAGGCUCCUCCUCACUCUCCAUAAACGAGGCUGCAUCAAAACAUCGUCUAAUGAACAGCACAGGAUUCUGUCUAACCAAUGGGAGACCGGUUGCUGGAAUUCCUGCCUCAAGAUGGCUGCCCUGGCCACCCUGGUUCUGGGCAACGCUGGCUUCCUGGUGGCUCUGCUCUCCUGCAUCGCCGCCCUCUGAGGAAACCCACAGGGGGAGUUCCGGAACCUUCCGCCUGGUUCUAGAACACUGACGGAUCUGUGUAUGUGUUUGUGUGGAGGGGGGUUCCAGAACCCCAAAGACAGGCCAUGGUUCUAGAGCAUGUAUGGGUGUUCUAGAACACUAACCCAUCCAGAUAGAAUCCAUCAUCACGCUGACUUUGUGCCUACACCUACAUCAUCAACACUAAAUUAGAACAGCCUCGCUCAACACAGACUCUUCACCAUCAGUGUAUGAAACCAGGGGUUAAAUCAUUAUUAGAAUCAGACACAUACUAUUAAGCUGGAAGGGAAUUAUCCUUCUCCUUUUUCUCUCUGUCUCUCUCUAUUUCUUCCUGUCUCUCUCUCCCACCUCUCCUACUCUCCCUCCCUCCCUCCCCCGCUCUCUCUGUCUGCCUCUGCAGUUUGCAGCUAAACCAGUUCUGUUAAAUACAGAUGCUGAACUUGAGCCAUGCCCUGAACAGAUUACUGGGGUAUUAUUUGAAUCACAGGACUUGUCCCAGAGAGGAGGGGACUCUUCUCUCUUCUCCUCCACUAGAAGCAUCUUCAUCUUAGAAGGAAUCCACCAUUUACCCUAUUUAAUAUUGAAGAUCUUGAUGUAUAAUUAAAUUAUGAUGGAUAAUUAAAACUGCUCUCUGCAUUGAACCAA
Hypomesus transpacificus is the source of this 3599-nucleotide messenger RNA. Its product is annotated as putative ferric-chelate reductase 1. The record is from RefSeq and is a predicted model, not a curated record. The transcript has 16 exons. Bases 783 to 2933 code for a protein of 716 amino acids. Gene Ontology annotation, molecular function: oxidoreductase activity, acting on metal ions. NCBI's taxonomy places the organism in Eukaryota, Metazoa, Chordata, Actinopteri, Osmeriformes, Osmeridae.